CAGAGCAGGUGAGGAAACAAUGAUAUGAGAUGAGCAGUAAAGAACACAGCCUGGCAGAAGACACUGAAAUUAAGUUUGAAAGCGGAACAUUUUGGAUUUUAACUACUGUUAAGAUGCGUACAACUGUGUUAUCUGUAGCCUUGGUGAUGCUGACAGGUCAUCUGAUAAAUGGCUUCCCUAUGCAGAACGGUAAGAUGAGAAGCCCCAGAGAAGCGUCAAACAAUUGCAGCGAUAGUUGUCCAGCAGGUUUUUUCAAAGAUGAUUGCAAAUGUCUUCAAUGCGACCCUGGUUUCUUCAAUAAUAGAGAGAAUGAAGACAGUUGCACCCGCUGCUUCCAGAGAUGCACAAAUGAAUUCAAAAUGGAGGAGGUCAAGGAGUGCACGACCACAUCAGAUGUAGUGUGUCGCUGUCAACAGGGUUAUACAUGUGCCUCAUACGAUCAGUACACAGGCCAGUGUGAAAGCUGUGUUCUCAUCAUCACCCCAGGCACAACCCCAGACCCUACCCCAGACCCCACCCCAUCACCUCAGUCCUACAUCUCUGCUGAUGUCGCUUCCGAGGUCCCUUCCUCCAUCACUUCUCCCAAAGGGAAAACUGACAGUCCAAUUGGUUACAAAGAUUACUUGGUAUGGACUUUAUUUGGACUCAUUUCCUCAAUGCUAUCCAUCAUCAUCCUCACGCUGUUCCUCCGGUUCUGCAGUAAGAAAGAGAAGGAAUGCUUAAAACACAUUGUCAGGCAGUGCUCAUUGGGAGGAGAUGUGGACAGUGAGGUCACACCUCCCAGCCAACCAGAUGAGCAGCCUCAUACCCAUGAAAUGUUGUCAGAUGUCUGCUCACCGACCAAUCACAACACAGAUCCUUUUCAUCAGCCAGUCAGCCAAGAGCAAGCUGUUCCUCCAGCUGGUAAUUUAGGUCCUCUUCACAUCUAUGGCCCCCAGACAGUUUUUGUUAGCUUGCUCAAUCAUUUUGCAGGCGAGCAAAAAGCACACGAACAGGGUGAAUCUCUAAACAGCAGUAACAUGUCCUACCCUCAGUCCCCCCCCGUUCAUCUCUCUGAAGAAGAAAGAAGCGGAGAGGACGAUUUCAUAUUCUUCCCAUCUCAGGAGCAAGGAAAAGAGUGCCACAUUUCCAAAGAAGAGAUGCUAUGAGGAAUCACAGGAGACUUCCCAUUUCCGUUCUUCUUCCGUACUGUUCUGCUGCUGUGCGCUUUGUUCUACCUGCUGCCUCAUGAGUGUUCAGUUUUAAAACUCUAAGCCUGGCAGGGGAUUUCAUUGAGGGCAACAAAGGAAGAUCUGGCCAUCUGACUAGUAGUAUGGAUGACAAAACUGAUGCGUAAGAACUUGGCGGUUUGUGCCAGCUUUGAAAUAUCAGUUCGUACAGUGUGUUUAUCUAUGCUGAAGUUUGUUUGAAGAGUGCACAGGCUUUCAGGUCUUAGGUUGGAUGAGUCUCAGGAAAGAAAAAAAGUGGAAUCUUUUUUUUAAGUGUUUCAAGGCAAUGUGCAGUUCUAAGACACUCAAAGAUUCUCAUAUAUGAUGAAAUAUUUAUUUUAGUUGAAGGAUCAUCACGAAGUUUGCCUGUAAAAUCUUGAUUUCUAAAGGGCCUUAAUAUGUUUUAAUUUUUAAGCUUGUUGUGUCUUGACUAAUGAUUUUUAUUUAUUUAUAUCUAUUACAAUUGUUAAAAAAAAAUUUAUGCUUGCACAAGUCCAUGGCUGACGUUGUCAUUCUACGUCCUCUUUUCUUUGAUUUUUAUGUGGCAGAUAAGAUCGAUCACCAAAAAAAAAAAAUCCCUGACAUUUUGAGGGUGGUCUGAAAAUGUCAACAUUGUUUCUCCUCUCAGAACUCAAUAAGCACGGCACACACAACGUUUAUCUUGUGUUAUGUUUUGUAUUUGCUGUAACAGACAUUUUUAUACCCGUUAUUAAGUGUAAAGUGCAAUAUAAUGA
Messenger RNA from Danio aesculapii, 1942 nucleotides. RefSeq lists its product as uncharacterized. The record is from RefSeq and is a predicted model, not a curated record. NCBI's taxonomy places the organism in Eukaryota, Metazoa, Chordata, Actinopteri, Cypriniformes, Danionidae. The coding region runs from base 30 to 1148 and encodes 372 amino acids. The transcript is spliced from 9 exons. Gene Ontology annotation, molecular function: protein binding.